AUGGUACUUAUAGCAGUAAAACAAAUCGAGCAAUCUGUGUUAUUAAAUGAUUAUGAAAAUCUAUCAAUACUUGGUGUGGAUCAAGGUGGUAUUUUACUUUUUUCUGCAAUAACUAAAAGCCUUUCACGGAGUUCUGGUACAUCUCGAACUGUUAUUGGUGGUGUUCAAUUAAAUGAUGGUGAUCAAAAGAUUUAUUAUCGUCAUUCGACAUCUGUAAAAAUUACACAUGCAAGUAUUAAUUCAGAACGAUCAUUAUGUUGCUUUGUAAUACGUUCAGAAUCAUCUAAUUAUGAUGCAUAUGUUGCUAGAAUUGGUUCAACAAAUUCCGGACGUUUAUUUUCAUUGAAAUUUUCACGUCCAAGUCCAAUACGAGCAUUUCUUGCACCUCAUAAUGUUAUUUUAUUACUUUAUCGAGAUGCUAUAACUGUAUUUCGAAUGCCUAGCAGUGAUGGAAGUGAAAAAUCAAUUGCUGUUGAGAAAGAUGCACAAUUAAGUGAUUGUAUCUAUUAUCAAUGGGAUACAAUUCAACAGCGAUUACAUGUCAUACAAAAACGUUCAGUAACAUUAGUUAAAACAAUGCCAUCUAGUGAUUAUGAGACGUUGGUAUAUACAGCUUAUACUAUAAAUGCUAGAGGUCAAUUUGAUAGUACUAUGAGAGUAUAUUUUGAUUUAAAAGUACCAUCAUCCAGUUCAGUUCAUUCAAAUUUUGAAAUUCUCUCCAAUGAUACAAAUCUAUUUAUUUGUUGGCAAGCACUUAUAAAAGAAGGAAGUAAAGAAGUUGAAUAUACAGUUGUAUCACUUGGUCAUGGUCGUACUCUUUCUAUAACAAAAGCAUUAAAUCGACAAAAUCGAGAAAUAUUUCAAUCACGUAAAGUUCAUUUUGGACUUCUUGGUGGUGAUUAUGUUUUUGCUAUUUUACGCGGAGAAUUUAUUGAUUUACUUAAUUUUAAUAUACAAUUAAAUUUUCUUAAUCAUCUAUUUUUUCCAAAUGAUGAUGUUAGUUUACCUUAUGAUACAAAAUAUAUUACACAACGUGGUCUUAAUACAGCAACAUCUACGCUUCUUUAUGAUAAAAAAAAUCUUUGUACAUAUACUAUUGAAAUAAAUGGAAGUGAACUUAUUAAAACAAUUUCAUCAACAACAAUUCAAUCAAUUAUUGCAUAUGC
Adineta steineri is the source of this 1166-nucleotide messenger RNA. NCBI's taxonomy places the organism in Eukaryota, Metazoa, Rotifera, Eurotatoria, Adinetida, Adinetidae. The record is from the annotation of a GenBank genome assembly.